Molecule: messenger RNA, 204 nt
Organism: Iphiclides podalirius (scarce swallowtail)
Lineage: Eukaryota; Metazoa; Arthropoda; Insecta; Lepidoptera; Papilionidae
Source: the annotation of a GenBank genome assembly
AUGUCCGCUGGACUCACAUUCAUGUGCAGGUCCGGCGAGGAGGGCUUGCCGCUCAUUGCUCCGGCGCAUGUCACUCACUCACAGCACUCGCGGGCGCGGGCGCGGGCGUGCGCUCUGCGUGAUCCCGGCGACCGCGACUGCCGCACGCCGGCCCCCACCUCACCACGCGGCCCCCACCGCUACCGGCUGCCUCAUUUCUCACUA